Messenger RNA from Colius striatus (speckled mousebird), 552 nucleotides. RefSeq names its product dynein light chain LC8-type 2 (gene DYNLL2). The record is from RefSeq and is a predicted model, not a curated record. The transcript has 2 exons. Gene Ontology annotation, molecular function: dynein light intermediate chain binding; dynein intermediate chain binding. The coding region runs from base 1 to 291 and encodes 96 amino acids. Gene Ontology annotation, cellular component: cytoplasmic dynein complex. Gene Ontology annotation, biological process: cilium assembly; microtubule-based process. NCBI's taxonomy places the organism in Eukaryota, Metazoa, Chordata, Aves, Coliiformes, Coliidae.
AUGUUCUGCCUUAGGUUCACGAUGUCUGACAGAAAGGCCGUGAUCAAGAAUGCGGACAUGUCCGAGGACAUGCAGCAGGAUGCUGUAGACUGUGCUACACAGGCAAUGGAGAAGUACAACAUAGAAAAGGACAUUGCAGCAUAUAUAAAGAAGGAAUUUGACAAGAAAUACAACCCAACUUGGCACUGCAUUGUUGGCAGAAACUUUGGCAGCUAUGUAACACACGAGACAAAGCACUUCAUCUAUUUUUACUUGGGUCAGGUUGCAAUUCUUCUCUUCAAGUCUGGGUAGGAAGUAGGAGCAAGUGAAACUUGGACUGUAAUGCACUGAUGGCUGAAGCCACGACUCCCUUUACCAUGGCUGUGCCGCUGCAUGGACUGUAAUACUGUAUUUAAUGUGUAUAUGUUGCAGUAAAAAUCUACUUCUGUUUAGUUGCCUGAGGAGAAGGCAGCAAGUUUUUGUUCCUGCUUUUUUGGUUGUAUUGCACUAGGAAACCUGUAAAUGCUUAAACCAUGGCCUUUACGUGGGAAGAAAUAAAACUAUUCCACAACA